GCAACAUAGACAGGGUGUUCUACAGAAACCAUAAUCAAAAGAUCAGCAAUGUUUUGGCCUAUAUUACUCACCCUUCAGGCUGUGUGCACCGUUGUGUCACAUGCUAUGCAACAUUACCCUGCAGCCUGGGGACACUAUGACGUGUGCAAGUCCCAGAUCUAUACUGAGGAGGGCCUUGCAUGGGACUACAUGGCCUGUCAGCCAGAAGCCACCGACAUGACAAAGUACCUGCGAGUGGCCCUUGACCCCUCAAACAUCACGUGUGGAGAUCCGCCCGAGACGUACUGCGCAUUGGAGAAUCCUUAUAUGUGCAACAAUGAAUGUGAUGCUGCAACAGAGGAGCUUGCUCAUCCUCCUGAGCUGAUGUUUGACUUUGAAGGUCGAAAUCCUACUACUUUCUGGCAAUCAACAUCAUGGAAAAAAUACCCAAAACCUCUGCAGGUCAACAUUACGCUCUCCUGGAACAAGACUAUCGAGCUAACUGAUGACAUUGUUAUUACAUUUGAGUCAGGCCGCCCAGAGCAGAUGGUCCUAGAGAAGUCACUUGACUAUGGACGUACCUGGACCCCUUACCAGUUCUAUGCCACUGACUGCCUGGAUGCUUUCACCAUGGAACCCAAGACAGUGAAUGAACUGUCCCAGCGCACACUGCUGGACAUCAUUUGUACUGAGGAAUACUCCCGAGGCUAUGUGUGGAAGAACGACAAGACCGUACGCUUUGAGAUAAAGGACCGCUUCGCUUUAUUUGCCGGACCUCGGCUACACAAUAUGGCUUCACUCUACGGCCAGCUUGAUACUACUAAAAAUCUGAGAGAUUUCUUUACAAUCACAGAUCUAAGGAUUAGACUUCUAAAGCCAGCUACUGGAGCCACCAUGGUGGAUGAGAACAAUCUAUCCAGAUACUUCUACGCUAUAUCUGAUAUCAAGGUACAGGGCAGAUGCAAGUGCAACCUGCAUGCCAACAGCUGUGUGUUUGACAAGGGGAAGCUGGGCUGUGAGUGUGAACACAACACCACAGGGCCAGACUGCAGUCGCUGCAAGAGGCACUACCACGGAAGAGCCUGGAGUGUGGGCUCCUAUCUCCCAAUACCCAAAGGAACCGCAAAUAUAUGCAUUCCCAGCAAUCAUGGAACAGUGCAUCGAGCAAAUGCUUCAUCUCUCGGUGUUGCAAAUCGCAACCAAGCUCGGGUAUGUGACAAUGCGAUGCUGCGCUGUCAGAAUGGUGGAACAUGCCACCACCAUCAGCAGUGCCACUGUGCCCCUGGCUUCACAGGCGUCCUGUGUGAAAGGGCUAGAUGCCAGGGUCCCGGAGAGUGUGAUGACCAGCUAUCUGGACGGGCAGCCCUCCAUCAUCACUCUGUAGACCAUCCACUUUUCCUUCCCCUUUUAACGGUCCUACUUUCAAUUGUUUCUCUUUGCUGAGAAGCUUGAACCAAAAUCCCUGAAAUCAACCCCCAAGACAAGAAAUGCUGAGAGAGUCCUUUCAACUUUAUGAACAUGAAAAAACAAAGUGUUUGUCCUCAGUAUAACCAUUUUUUUUAUUCCAAGACCAAGUUGUUGGGUGAAGAAAAGAGAUGGGCAAGCAGUUUCUUGAAAGGCACAGUGAAAGAAAGACUUUUUUACCUCACAGGAAAAGACUGUAGAUGCCAUUGCUUUGUAAAAAUGUCUUUCUCUUUUGCCUCUUCAUAUAAAGACUGGACAUUCUCUCCUUAGGCAAAAUCUAUCCAGAUUGUGAUGGCAAGCUCUGCAGAACUAGACACAAGUUAUCUUGUUAUCAAUUUAAGUAUUCCGAAAAAAUAUUUAUUGUGAAGAGAGACCUCUUAAAGUGAUUUUUGAAUUUUUUGAAGUGAGGAUAUACAGAGAUAUGAGUAGUAGGAUCCUUACCUGUUUAAGAUUUAUGUCAUAGUUAAGUUGAGUUUGAUUAAUGGUGAUUAAUCUCUCAGGUUGAAGGCUAGUACCUUUUCAGACAGAAAACAAAGUUCACCGCAUAGUAAAUCCCCUUAACCCGCUAUUUGAUCAUUUAAUGAUUAAGCAAAUUCCUAAACACCUGGGGACUAUAUUAGUCCAUGAGAAAACGGAAUUUUUUUUUUAGCGAGUUAAGGUUUUCUUCGGCAACCAAAUUCGUAGCCAGGGUUCUUCAAUUUCCACAAAGUCUAUUUUCUCUGCUUCGACACAUUAUAGUCAAAUUAUCAGUCAUUAGCAGGACUUUGAAGAAGUUGCAUAAAUACUAAGGAGGUAGUUUACCUAUGUGAUUGUACUAUUUACUGGCUAAUUACCCCUUUCAAAUGGCUUCUGCCUGCUCUACUGCCAUGAUUCAUCCGACUAGUGAUAUAAUUUCCUAAAACUUCAACGCACCUUGGCAUUAAAUCAAAAAUAUUACUCGAUCUUAUCAAGUUUAGAUUUUUAAACCAUGCUGGGGGAGAUGAUGAUGAACAGGUAUCUUGAUACUGGGGGCAGCCUUUGGCAACCAUAAGUAUAGGUAGUAUUAAGGACUCAGCUAUGGACGCUCUGCAUUUUAAAAUGUUUAAUUUUUGUCAAUGAAAAUCAAAUUGUUUAAAUGGUAUCCCUCUAACAUUGUGUUCAACUUGUACAGAGAUGAUGCUACUUUUAGCUCACAGCAUGUACAAUUAUAAAUAUUUUCUGCUGGAGUUAUUUUAAAUUUAAAUAACCAGCGGCACCAGAUGUCCCCUCUGUUAAAGUGUCUUCUUAGCAAGAUGAAAUGACAUGAAUGGAGCAAGUUAUUUCUAUAUUAUCCUUAUGUAGAGACUUGUUCAAGGGUCAUAAACAAGGCAGGCCCAAAGUCGGUCCUUUAGGGUUGCUUUCCUGUAGGUUUUAGAGGUUUCCCUGCUUCAGCACAGCUGAUUUCCAUUGCCAGCUAAUUAUCAGUCUUUUGCUGAGCUGUAAUAAGCAGAAUCAGCUGUGCUGACCCCGGGAAACAUUGAAAACCUGUAGGACAGCGGCCCUCAAGGACCGUCUUUGGACAUACCUGGACCAUAAGAGGGAUGCAUAUCAAAUGCAAAUUUAGUGAUUUUGACACUGCAAGUACUGGUGCAGUGAUCUCAUGGAAAGAGCGUAGCAAACUUUUGCAGUUUAAAAAUCUAAACUUCUCUGUUAAUUCACAUCUGAAUAACCAAUCGCGGACUUAAUGUUGUGACCUGAGGUUGAGUUGCAUAGAUGUAACAAAGCAUUUUUAAGUAGGCAGGCACUGCUGUUUGGCUUUAUAUACUGAUCUAUUGGGCACAUAAUAUGCAAUAAAGGCAAGCAGAUUGUUGCUCCUUCUGCUUGAUCAUUCAGUGAAACUAGCUGGGUGGAAGUUACAGCUGUUUCAGUUGUGUGGCAAGGUGUUUUUAGAUAUAAUCAAUACAUUUGAUUUAUUACUGUUAUCUGUGACACUAAAUUUUGCCUGUUCAAAAGUCUUAUUCAAGAUAGCUGGAGUUAGAUUUUGUUUGGUUA
Cyprinodon variegatus (sheepshead minnow) is the source of this 3453-nucleotide messenger RNA. Its product is annotated as netrin-G1-like. The transcript has 6 exons. The coding region runs from base 49 to 1422 and encodes 457 amino acids. Lineage: Eukaryota; Metazoa; Chordata; Actinopteri; Cyprinodontiformes; Cyprinodontidae. Gene Ontology annotation, molecular function: cell-cell adhesion mediator activity. The record is from RefSeq and is a predicted model, not a curated record.